GUUUAUUUUAUUUUAUUUUAUAGAUGACAGUAUCAUCAAAGUGUCAUAUAAGGAUAAGUCUAAAAUAUUGUUAACAGAGCACGGAUAAAAGUAGACAAUAUUUAUUAAAAUAAAAUUAGAAACUGUCUAGAUUCAAUCUUUUCGCAUAAUCUUUUCAGACUAUAGUUUUUAUCUACGUCCCAAACCGCACGCUCGUCUCCUAAACACUACUUCAAAACCCAGUACACCACUGUUAGUUACUGUAGUGCACACUCUGUGGUGAUUGCGUAAAUGGUUUAGAAUACAGCCUCAAUUUUGGUCACGUGGUUCGGAUUUGACACUCUCGCGCUGCUCUGCUGCGUACUGUACAUCGUUCAAGAAGUAGUCAAAGAUGGCGGUCCUGUACGGUCGGGAUGGAUGCGAGCACAGGUGUUUCCUGUAAAACGAUGAACUGAAACCUUUGUGGGUGUUUUUAAAAUAACAAUAAUAACAACAACAACAACAACAGCGAAUUAGAGCGAUAUAUUUGUCAACGAUGCCGUCCCCGAAACCUGUCAGAGCCAGCAGCGCGCGCAGUAGCAGUGUUUCAGGAGUAGGCAGUGGUAGCAGCGGUAGGUACGAGUUCAUGUCGCUGACACGGACGCCUCCACUUUCUCCUUCCCCUGCUUCGCACCUUCUACAAAGGCAGGGCUCGGACCCUACAACAGCGCGGCUCCGUGCCUCCGAGAGCCCGAACCGACGGCGCAGGGGCUCCGCUUCCUCUAACGCCUCCACGUCAUCGACCGGCGGCGGGCAACAGUUACCGGAAGAGGACUGCAUGCACCUCAACCCCUCCAUCAUCAGCGUGGCGCUCAGCUCUCUGCUCGCCGUGGACCUGUGGCUGUCCAAGCGGCUCGGUGUGUGCGCGUGUGAGGAGGCGUCAUGGGGCAGCGCGCGCCCCCUCAUGAAGCUGGUGGAGAUUUCCGGUCACGGUAUACCGUGGCUCAUCGGCGCCGCGUACUGCAUGUACAAAAGCGACAGCGCCGCGGGGCAGGAGGUCAUGCUGAACCUGCUCAUGGCUUUGGUGUUGGACCUGGUGCUAGUAGCCAUAGUUAAAGCGGUGGUGCGUCGCCGACGUCCUGCUCAUAACCGAAUGGACAUGUUUGCCACAUUCUCUGUGGACAGAUACUCCUUCCCAUCAGGCCAUGCCACUCGGGCUGCUAUGUGUGCCCGUUUCCUGCUGGCUCACCUGGUUCUCGCUGCUCCACUACGCGUGCUCGUCAUGCUCUGGGCAGUUUUUGUUGGUCUCUCCCGGGUCCUUCUUGGGCGUCACAACGUCACAGAUGUGGCCUUCGGUUUCUUCAUGGGCUACUGCCAGUACAACCUGGUGGAGGCGCUGUGGUUGUCACCAGCGACACUGCAAAGCAUGAUGGGUCAGCUGGAGUGAAGCGAAAAGCAAGCAGUAGAGACACUGAGAUCGAACACUGAAAAAAGAUUCCAUACAACUGACUUGAACUGUUGGCACUGUGAUAGUAAUAAUUCCAUAUCAUCACUAAUAUUUUGUGUGUGUGUAUUGAUCACAGUUUUGAACCGUGUAUGUCUACUAAAUAUUUGGAAGCUAAAUUUAAGGUGUAUCCACUCUUCUACAGAUAUGGGUUUAAGAGGUGUGUCCUGGGUCAAUGUGAUUGUAUAAGUCCCGGGGAAAAAUUGGCUUAUGUUGAGAAAGGACGACCUCUGACCUCUCCAGCCCAAUGCUGCUCUGCCACUGUGUAAUUACUGUAUUCUACAAUCACUUUCAUAAUCACAAAUGACUUUAAGUCUUCUCAAAAGCAAUCUUCAGUGUAUCAUAAGUAACUUAGUAGUACCUGGAAAUCACAAAAUUUUCCGAUGUAUUUCCAAUGUUUCUGUGUGAAUGGGUAAUAUGAGAUUAUGCUCAUACUAAUCAAUAAGGUGUAAUCAGCUUAUAUUUUCAAUACUCUGAGUGGCUGCCACUCGCUAGAAGGUGAAAGAAGUAUGCGUCCCAUGUAUGAAGAAUGUGUAAAAAUAAGGUCCAUCAGUGGGAUCAGAUUAGAAACUAGAGUGAAAAAAAAUCCAAUUCCGUUUUCGUGUACUCUUCUAAAUCUAUGCAUCUCUAAUAAGCAUGUGGAUUAUGGUGAACCUCACUUAUAUUGUCAUAAUGCAGACAUUGUUUAUGUGUUUACUUUUAUUUAUUUAUUUUUGUCACUUUAACGAAGGAUUUUGGUUAAUGCAGAGAGUUAAUCUUCUUUAAUCACAUGAUGUCAUUUUAGACCACUGAUGACUUCUGAAGCAGGCUGUUUUAUUUAAUUGACAUCAUUUUUGUUCUUUUAUAGAAACUGAUGUGUUUUUUUUUUUUUUGCUGAUGUCUGAUGCCUUUAGUAUACUGUACUGUUUCUUUAUAUUGGAAUUAUAUUCACUGCCUACUUUAUUAGGAAUGCCUGUACACCCCACAUCCAUAUUCAUGCAAUUGUCCAGUAAGACUCCAUACCUUCUGUAGCUACAGGCCCAAAAUUUAACCCUGUGAGUGGCAACUUGUUAAUGACAGAGAUAAGUGGAGAAUUAUUAGACUGGUUUAAGCUGACAGGAAGGCUACGCCAACUCAAAUAACCAUGCUUUAAGAAUCGUGGGGCGCAGAAAGGCAUCUCAGAACACACAUGUCGAACUUUGAGAAGCUAUAGCAGCAUCCUAUUCUUGUCUGACAAGAGUGCAUCCUGAUGUAGUCCUCUGCUGAGGCUGCAGAGGACAAAGGCUUAUUGAAACUGGACAGAUGAAGAUUGAAAAAAGGCCAGUUUCAGUGAGAUUGUCCCCAAUGUAGCCUCACAGUCCUGUUCCUGUGAUGAGUUGUGCUUUUCUGCUCACCACGUUUGCACAGAGUGAGUCACUGUGAUCACAUUUCUCCCAUUCCGAAGCUUGUGUAUCUGUAUAAGUUUAUAGAUUGCACUGCAGCCAAAUGUUUUAUUGGAUAAUUGCAUGAAUAAGGAAUGGUUACAUUCAGUGUUUUCAUGUUACAAUAACAUUGAAGUGUCCUUCACUAACACUGGCAGUUUAAGCAUUUAAUAACUGGGCUGAUGAUAAACAGAAAUGUACACAAAACAGGGUUUUUAUUUAAAACCUCCUUGGGCAGUUUGGUUAAAGGUUUUAUUGGUUAAAGGAUUUUCAUAAAGCCAACAAAGUAGUCUGUUUUAAGCAGGUGCUUUAUGUGUUGUAGUUAUGCAUGUUGUACGCUUCAGACACUUUCCUCCACACCUUCUGCUACAGCAGUGAUUUAAAUGAGGAGUUCAUUACAGCACCAUGAACAUAGAAGAUGUAUUUCCUUAUAAAGGAACAAUAUAACCAGAUUUGUGACUCUCAGUCACUUAUCAUCUUGUAUUAUUAGUCUCUUUUCCCUCUGUUUUUGUGCUUUGUUUGUGCUUUUCAGUUUACCUGCUGAUGUAACUCAUAAGAUGCUGGAGUUAACUGAUUUACAGAUGCACUCUCAAUAUAUUCCUGAUGUGAGAAACCUCUGUAGCUCAACACUGACGAGUAUAUUAUUCUAACUAGUUUACCUUACGAGAGGUAAUGCAUUGCUUACUGUGAUGUUGCAUGCCAAAAGAACUGGGGGGAAGCCAGUUUUGUUACUGUUUGUGUGGUGCUUUUGACUGUUGUAACUUUUUUUUGGCAAUAACAGCUGUUGUUUUCUUCACUCUGUGUAUCUUCGGGUCUGCGGCCUUCGAGAAAGCGGAACACAGGCUCACCAAAGGCACUUUGUCAUGUAUGAACCGCAAUAAUUUUUUUUCCAAGUUGGGUUUGUUUACCAGGGACCAUCUUUCAGGAGUGCAAGGCUGGGUGCUGAAGGUUCAUGGCCUGUAUUCACAUGUAUCUGGUUCACGCUGGUUCCAUUUCUGUAGCCGUGACCAGUUCAGUCUGUGAUCUCAGGUCUGUCUUCCAGUCCUGCGAUGUUUCAUGGUAUGCCUUCAUCUCCGGUGACUUCACCAGCUAUUCACAAAAAUGAUAUGAAUUAUAAAUAUCUACUCAUAUGCACUGUUGAUGGGUGUAUAACGUAAAAAAUCUUUUGUCGGUGUCAGAAAAAAUAUGCAGCAAAAAAAAAAAAUGUAAAAGUGAUAUCGAUGUGUUGGUUAUACAUGUGAAAUGAUACUGUGUAUUUUCUAAAAAUAAAUACAGAAAUUACUGCA
This is a messenger RNA of Hemibagrus wyckioides, 4148 nucleotides long. RefSeq names its product phospholipid phosphatase 6 (gene plpp6). The record is from RefSeq and is a predicted model, not a curated record. Gene Ontology annotation, molecular function: sphingosine-1-phosphate phosphatase activity. NCBI's taxonomy places the organism in Eukaryota, Metazoa, Chordata, Actinopteri, Siluriformes, Bagridae. Bases 515 to 1405 code for a protein of 296 amino acids. The transcript is spliced from 2 exons.